GUAUAAUCUGCAGUCGAGAGAAUGGAUGACCCUGAGCAGCACUGUGAACACCGUGGGAAUCCGAUACGGGCAUUCGAUCGCCUUGCACCAAAACAAAAUCUACAUGUACGGAGGCAAGAUAGAUGAAAGCGGCAACGUAACCACGGAGCUCUGGGUCUUCCACAUCUCCAACCAUUCCUGGGUCCCCCUGGCGCCGAAGGCCAAGGAGCAGUACGCCGUGGUGGGCCACUCCGCCCACAUGGUCACCCUGCAGGACGGCACGGCGGUAAUGCUGGUCCUCUUCGGGCAUUGCCCUCUUUACGGCUAUAUCAGCAGCGUGCAGGAGUACAAUCUAGCCACCAACACCUGGAGCAUUUUACAAACCCGAGGAGCCCUGGUGCAAGGGGGCUACGGCCACAGCAGCGUCUACGACGAGAGCUCCCACUCCAUCUAUACGCACGGGGGUUACAAGGCCUUCAGCGCUAACAAAUACAGGCUGACGGACGAUCUGUACAAGUACGAAGUUCGUAAGUACAAGUGCUUGUGACCGUUGGGCGGUGCUUCCUCCACCUGAUCUCCCCCACGACAUCAACCGGUUCGGACACUCGGCUGUGCUGAGCAACAACACCAUGUACCUGUUCGGAGGCUUCAACAGCCUGCUCUUGAGUGACAUCGUAAAAUACACGCCCGAAAGCUGCGAAGCGUACGCCACUCAGCUCUCCUGCUUAAAGGCGGGUCCUGGACUCCGAUGUGUCUGGAACAGCUCCGUUUCCCAGUGCCUCCCUUGGGAAAUAUCCGCCGUGCAGCAAGAACACAAAACGAACGAAGAAUGUCCUUCUUGGCUGGCGGUGGACCAUGAAAAAUGCGACCAGAUUACCGACUGCUACAGCUGCACGGCCAACACCAACUGGUGCCAUUGGUGCACCGACCAGUGCCUCUCCAAGAACAGCAAUUGCUCGGAAGACCAGAGCCCCAUCACCUCCUUCGAAAGCUGCCCCAAGGACAACCCUGCCUUUUACUGCAACAAAAAAACCAGCUGCAAGAGCUGCAGCCUGGACCAGAACUGCCAGUGGGAAGCCCGGAAUCAAGAAUGCAUCGCUUUGCCUGGUAGGUUUGCGUUGGACGUCCCACCCCACCCCGGGGCCACAACACAAAGUUGGACAUCACUGCUUUCCUUUCUGGAGUCUAGAAAGCAGAGCCAGCCUCAUCAGAACCCAGGGCCGGCUCUCCUUGUCAGCCCCGUUCUUGCUUGUCAAGAAAACCAAGCACUGGGGCAGCCUCCGGAAGCCGACACUUGGAUGUCCAUGAGAAAGAACCAACACAAACUUUUUUUCUUUCUUUUGCCCCCAGCCUGCCAGUGUAACGGGCACAGCAAAUGUAUCAACGAGAGCAUCUGUGAGCGAUGUGAGAACCUGACCACCGGCAAACACUGUGAGAUGUGCAUCUCCGGUUACUAUGGAGACCCCACGAACGGAGGGAUGUGCCAGCCCUGCAAGUGCAACGGCCACGCCUCCAUCUGCAACACCAACACCGGGAAGUGUUUCUGCACAACCAAAGGGAUCAAAGGAGAAGAGUGCCAGCUGUGCGAAGUGGAGAAUCGAUACCAGGGCAACCCGCUCAAAGGGACCUGCUACUCUGGUACACAGGCCGGAGAGGAGAUUCCAGUGGUUUCCAAGAAUCAAGUCAAGGAAUAUAAGGACAGCUUCUCCAACGAGAAAUUUGAUUUCCGCAACAAUCCCAACAUCACUUUCUUUGUCUACGUCAGCAACUUCACCUGGCCCAUAAAAAUCCAGGUAAGACACCCCCGUAUGUUUUAUUUCAUUACUGCCGGCCGGCCGAUGUUUUAGACCAGAUUUGGCAUUUUUAUCCCCCUCCCGCGUCCUUCCCAAGGACCUGAGAUAGGAAAGAGGUUUUUUGUGUGUGAUGUUGUGAAAGAAUGGAUGCUGUUUUAAAGGCUGGAUGGAAGCUGUUCAGAGUAAAACUGCCUUUUGUGAUUCCUGAUUGUUGUGAUCAGCCAGAUGUUCAGACUGGAUUUGGCUUUUUUUUUUACAAGUUUUCUUGAAUUUUUCUUUUUCUAACAUACAUACUUUAUGGACAGAGUGUUUACCAGGCCACAUCUUAUACAUCGCAUUUAUAAUCAUAGUUUUAUUGUAUUCUAAUCUCCCCACUUUUAUCAGUAUUUAUCUCUUUUAUAUAAUCCUUUGUCUUUUUCCAUCGAUUUGUUUAGUCUUACUUAUCAUUGCUAGGCACCUUUUUAAGAAAAAUCUUCAAUUAUUGCUAAUUCAUCUCAACUUAAUCA
Molecule: messenger RNA, 2278 nt
Organism: Thamnophis sirtalis
Lineage: Eukaryota; Metazoa; Chordata; Lepidosauria; Squamata; Natricidae
Source: RefSeq, a predicted model, not a curated record